Messenger RNA from Torulaspora globosa, 1506 nucleotides. RefSeq names its product Zn(2+) transporter ZRT3 (gene ZRT3). Bases 1 to 1506 code for a protein of 501 amino acids. Gene Ontology annotation, molecular function: zinc ion transmembrane transporter activity. The transcript has a single exon. Gene Ontology annotation, cellular component: membrane. Lineage: Eukaryota; Fungi; Ascomycota; Saccharomycetes; Saccharomycetales; Saccharomycetaceae. Gene Ontology annotation, biological process: zinc ion transmembrane transport. The record is from RefSeq and is a predicted model, not a curated record.
AUGAUGGUUUUCACUGAACAGAUUCCGCGCUGGUUGGCAUACUCAAUCAUCUCAUCGUUGCUCUGUAUAUGUGGUGGCUUCUGCGUUCCACUCAUCUCAUUCAUCUUUAGAAGCCGUAAGAAUAUCGAUGCUAAGUUGGUGAACUACGGGCUAUCCCUGAGCGCUGGAUCAAUGAUGACAACCGCUUUGUACAAGAUGCUACCUAGUUCGGAUCCAGAGAAGGCCAACCAGAUGAGUGUUUUCCUUGGAGUCCUGAUGGGGAUGAGUCUGAGCCUGUUUUUGAAGUACUUGAUCCAUGCUCGUGCCAGCGAAUCACUUGUACAGUGUGCUCACGAUUCGGAGCUGUUGCAUGAGCACCAUGAACAUGAGCAAAUCACGUCAGACUCCGAUCAAGAGCAAGGAGCAACAGUGGUGGAUCCAAUGCCAACGGACGCAACUCAAACCGCAGAGUUCAUAGCAUCUCAGCAGGUAGUUGGCGAGCAGGGCGCUCUGUUGAAGGCAAAUGAAAGCGCUAAAGAUAGGUGUCGGGAGAAUCUGCUGAAGACCAGACACACUUUGUUGGAUUUGCUAUCUACAGUCGACGCUCAAACAGCAGAAUGCCACCAUUCUGAUGCCUGUGUUCCAAUGACCAAAGGGGAGGGCCUCGCAUGCGUACCACCAAUCGUGAGGCUGCGCCCCAGCAUCACAUCAUUAUCGAAGACAGAUUUACCGGAUGAGGCCAAUGGUGGCACAGUUGGACAACAGGUUAGCGCAGAUUUACUGGGCGUACCAUGCUUAGAAAAUGAAGUCGGAUAUGAUCUGGAAAAUUUGUCCAUUUACCGUCAAAAUUUUCACUCUCAGCGUCAUUCUCAUCGCCACGAUCAUACCACUAGUCAUCAAGCCUCCUCUCAUGAUUAUGGCUCCUUAAACUACACUGACGCAGGUGGAUCUGAAACGGCGUAUCGAACCCAUCACCAUCACCAUCAUUUUGAGACUCCUUUCUCCAAGCUUCUCUCGAUCGGUAUGCAAACAUGCCUGGUUAUCACUCUGCACAAGUUUCCUGAAGGGUUUAUCAUAUUUUAUACCAAUCAGUCCUCAGAUGUAUCGAAGGCACUCGGGUUCUCCAUUUUUCUGAGUUUAUGCAUCCACAAUUUUGUCGAAGGUUUCUCUAUGACUCUACCAUUUUAUGCGGCUUUCGAAUCGAAAGCUUUAGCGCUUCUGGUUACUGCGAUAUUUGGCGGCCUUUCACAACCGCUGGGCGCUUUGAUAGGAUACCUGAUCUUUAGAAAGAAGAAGACCGGCGGAGAUAUGCCACAUAUGGACCUGUAUUUGAGUGUGACAGCUGGAUUUUUGCUGGUAAUAGGACUAGAAAUGCUUCAGACUGGGACUGGUUUUAGUCAAGGUCAUCACCAUCAUGAGGGCGAGGCUGACGAAGAGAUCAAAAGUAAUCAUACGUCGGUCAACACAUGUCUGAAAUGGUGCUGCGUAGGAGCUUUGCUAAUAUUAGCAAGCGGUGUUUUUAAGUAG